AUGACGAUCGAACAGUUUCGAGAUUGUUUUGUGGGUGAAAAAGGCUAUGAUGCUUUAAAAAAACUAAUGAAAGCUGGUAAUGAAUUAUGUACAGAUACCGCAAAGUGCUGGCAAGAACGUUACGACAUUGAAAUCGCUUAUGCCAAAGGUCUUCGUAAAAACAGUGAAACAUUUCAAAAGCUUGCUGGUCGAGCAAAAGGAUCUUUAGUGCAAGCAUUUACAGCUAUUGCUACACAAACAAAUAUUGAAAGUGAAGCACAUAAUGUAAUAGCUAAUGUAUUACUUAAUAAAAUAUCUACUCCAAUGAAAAAUCUUGCUGAUACACAACUUAAAGCAAGAAAACCAAUUGAAGAUGUAUUAAAUGCAAAAUUUAAAGCAUGGAAAGAUAAAAAAGAAAUCGAUACUAAAUAUCGUCAACGUCAAUUUGAAAAUUGUAAAGAAAUCGAAGGAUUAUAUCUUAAAAUGGAUGAAACUCCAAAAACAACAAAAAAUUCCGUGAAAGAAGUUAGCAAGGAAGCACAAUUGGUUACGGCUUGUAUAUCCCCUGGUGGAUAUCGCACAAAUACCUCUGAAAAGAUUGAAACAUCACUACGAAAAGCAGAACAAGAAUUAGAAAAAACAGAAAAAAAAUAUCAUGAUUCAACAAAAGAUGUUGAAUUAGCAAGACAAUCAUGUGAUGCUGAAAUGUGUAGAAGUUGUGAUCAAAUGCAAAUGAUGGAACUUGAUCGAAUAAAUGAAAUGGAAAAAUUCAUUCAAACGUAUAAUAAUUCAAUACAAAAACUUUGUGAAACGAUGAGUCUAAUAACACAAGAGUUAUAUUCCAUCCGAAUAACACCACAAGAUGAUAUUAUUACUGAAGGUAAACUUAAUGUACAAACAACUGAAACAGAAAUUCUACUAUAUGAUAUUUAUGCUGAAAAUGAACAUAAUGCAAUGAGUCAAGAACGACGAAUAUUAAGUCUUAUGCAUUGGAUACAAAUGUUAAAACAAGAUAUUGAAAUACAACGUCGAUCAAAAGAUGUGAGUAAUUUCUCCCCAUUAAAAUAUUCUGAGGAAGAAUCACCAGACGAUAAUCGAAGUUUAUCAAGUGAUGGAGCGAUGUGUUCUCCAUCCUCUCGUUCACAAAAAGAUAUUGUGGUUCAUCGUAAACAGCAUCAACACGGUUCAUCGUCUUCCACGAGUGAUGAUGAAGAUGGUGCUAUGUAUCAUCAUAAAAAAAGAGAAAAUAGAAAAAGAGAGGGUAUUGAAAAUUUACAAGGAUUUUGUCAACAAAAUCAAAAAUUUUCAACAAGUGUUAAUUCGAGUGAAAUAUCUGUUAAUCGUGAAAGUGUUCGUCUUCUACAAUGUCUUUAUCACGGAAGUUUAUAUAAAAUGGAAGUAAUUUAUAAUCAAAUUAAACAUUUACCUGAACCACAAUAUGAAUAUUCACAACGUUUUGCCAAAAGUUAUACUGAUAAAGGAACCCCAACAACUUUCCUUCGUAUUCCAUUUCAACCAUUAAGUCAAAAUACUUCGCCUGCUUUGUCUACUGCAAGCUAUCUUGCACGGACAAUGCCUGUAGUUCCUGCACCAGUUAUGAUGCAACAACCUGCACCAGUUAUGAUGCAACAACCUGCACCAGUUAUGAUGCAACAACCUGCACCAGUUAUGAUGCAACAACCUGCACCACCACCGCCAUAUCCAAUUCACAAACAAGCACCAAUAGGCUGGGCAAUUAAUGAACUUCCUAAUGAUCAUCCAGCACAAGGUGUACAUUCAAUGUAUAAUCGAUCAGUAGCACCAACACCACCUUAUCCAGUUCUUCCGAAUGUAAUGACAGCAUCAACAGACUCUCAACGACAACAAACAAGUAAACAUGUUAAAGUAUUACAUGCUUAUGAUGCACAACAUGAUGAUGAAUUAAGUAUACGACCAGGUGAUACUAUUGUAUUACUUGAACGUCGUUCUGAUAAUUGGUUUAAAGGUAUUUUGAAUGGAAAGAUUGGUUUAUUUCCAGGCAAUUUCGUACAAGAAUUACAAAAUGAAUACUAG
Messenger RNA from Rotaria sordida, 2031 nucleotides. The record is from the annotation of a GenBank genome assembly. Lineage: Eukaryota; Metazoa; Rotifera; Eurotatoria; Philodinida; Philodinidae.